This is a messenger RNA of Ceratitis capitata (Mediterranean fruit fly), 2078 nucleotides long. RefSeq lists its product as uncharacterized. Gene Ontology annotation, cellular component: extracellular region. Bases 869 to 2029 code for a protein of 386 amino acids. NCBI's taxonomy places the organism in Eukaryota, Metazoa, Arthropoda, Insecta, Diptera, Tephritidae. The record is from RefSeq and is a predicted model, not a curated record. The transcript is spliced from 2 exons.
ACCCAUGAGCCUUCCAGGGCGAAAUCAGAUUCGAUCGAGUAUUUUUACCUGUUUACUUAAUCGCAAUUGGGUUGUAGAAAAAGCGACAGCAGUUGGUGGGACAAAAUCCGCAUCAACUCCAAAGUUGAACACUAUUGAAUUGUAUACAUCGGCAGAAGAGUUAAAAAUGAAAAGGGUCCGUCUGGUCGUUUUAAAGGGCCCUGGAUAAAAAAAACUAUGCUAUCCAGGUAUUUUUCUUUCUUCGAGCUCAUCCUCAGCAUAAGAGUUCCUCAACUACUAUGAGCUUCAUUUAUAUAUCCAAAAAUCUCGACACUAAAUUAAGUCGAACGUAUUUUGGUUUUGAAACUUUAGCUUGAGCAUGUUAACUUUAAACCUAACGGAAAUGUUAAUUAAUAAUCUAACAUAAUUAAUUUUUUAUCAGACCAAAGACAUUUGGUCUCAAAUAACGUGGCUUAACACAAAUUUUUGAUAUGACAAAAAGAAUACAACGACUUCAAGCUAAAACCUCAUUCAUUUCGUUUUCGUACUCAACAACAAGAAAUCGCAAAAACAACUAAUCAAGAAGCUCACACAGAGCUCUUACAACAUCGUUUUGCCGCCAAGCAAGCAAUUGGCCAUUUGAUAUGGGAACACCUUCGCCGAGCUCAGCACAAUUUUUCGACACUUUAGCAAUUGAACGCCAAUUUCCCUUUUUCAAAACAAAAAAUCUCCACUCAUUAGUUCAACUCGGUUGGAACGUGCAGGUAAUGAAAUUAUUUUGCUGCGAAACGCGACCAUUGGGAGAUCAAUUGCUUGCAGCUACAAAGCUCCUAACCAGCGGAAGCAAAUCAAAACUGUAAAACCACAUUACAAAAUAAAUACAUAUAUAAUGAAAGGCGGAUUUAUCCUUUCGCCGGCAAUUACCUAUCUGAUCGUUGUCAUGAUAAUCGCAGUGGAAAUCAAUAAGAGCCUUGCGUGGCACUUAGCACAGACCGGCCUUCGCGAACCGUAUCGCGUGCGUCACCUUUCACUUUACUGUUCGCGUGUCUUCCUUUGUAUUAGCACAGAGAGUGAACUAUUUCCGACAUUGAUUGCAACGAAAUGGCCAGAGAACUUUGUUCCAUUGCAGAGUGAGAUUUAUCCGCAUAGUUUUGCACACUCGCAUGGCAAUCGUAGUGAUUGUGAGCUGAUACAGAAAGCCAUAUGGACACAAGUGGAUAAUUUGGGGCGUUUAUGGGUAUACGAUGCCGGUUGGGAAGAGAAGCGCACCGAUACAAAGACGGUGGAGAGCAGCACGAAAAUGUGUUCGCCGAAAUUGUUGGUGUACGAUUUGCUGCGGAACGAUGCGGAGAUAUUACGCAUCGACUGCAGUCGUUACCUCGCACCGAAGGACAGUGAAGACUUGGUCAUCAAAUUAGGACCCAGUCCAGCGCUGUGUAAAGUAGAGAAAUAUGUAUAUUUCAUACGACCCGACGACGCGCACAUACUCGCCUACGACAUAGUGGAACAAAAGUGGCAACGACGCUCGCUACUCAGUCGCAAGUAUCAUGGCAUAAUCGAGACGCCCUUCCCAAUUAAACCAAUUGACAUCGCAUUCGGUCUGCACCAUGAGCUGCUCUUCGCCGAUGCGGAUGGCCAAUUGUAUGCAACACCAAAUGCAGAAUUGAAGACGCAAUCGAAUGUAAUCAAUCGGGAAACGACAAAUGAAUUGGAUGCAAAGCAAAGCAGAGGACAAAAGGUGGAAUCUAAAAUUGAGCUGACGACUGAAGACAAAGCGAAUGUUAUUGAAUUGGAAUUACUGGGCAACUUGCUGGGGCCGAGUAGGGGCAUGAUGGUGGAUGGGCGUACGGGUGCGCUCUUCUAUGCGGUGCCGAAGUUUGGCGCGAUUGUGCGUUGUGAGCUGCAACGCAAUUUAACGGCAGAAGACAAUGAGAUCGUCUACUUUACCGCGAGAAAUAUACAACAGAUAUUCUUUGGACUACGUGGCACUGUAUGGUUGCUAACAGAUCGUCUGCUGCAGCCGGAUGAUCAUUGUUUUGCGAAUAUAUGAGUGAAGAAAUGGAGAAAAUCAAUUAAAAUAAGUUUAAAAAUACAAAUAC